Messenger RNA from Paramuricea clavata, 3871 nucleotides. The record is from the annotation of a GenBank genome assembly. Lineage: Eukaryota; Metazoa; Cnidaria; Anthozoa; Malacalcyonacea; Plexauridae.
AUGCAAAGCACACAACAUUGGCUGACUGCACGUACGUACAAAUACCUGAACGCAUUUAUUGACAAACAGUAUUCACUGAAGAUUCAGGAGAAUGGUUCAAGAGUCAAUGAAUGCCUUCGUAUACAUUGCACGAAAGUGUCUAAGCAAGCUAUCGGGAAACAUGGAGGAGCUCGGCAAAGUCUACUUGCCAAGGUGAAGAGUGUUGCUAUUCUUCAUAGCGAACUUAGUACGGUUGCCUUGGUAAACAAUUUGCAAAGCCAAGUUUCGCAGCUUGAACGUGUAAAUGCGACGAUUACUCAUGAUAAUAAGGCAUUAGACAUCAAAUGUAAGGAAGCAUCAGCACUGGUGAGUCAAAGCCAAAUAAAAAUCGACAAGGCCACUAUUGACAUUAACAAGCUUAAAAGGGAGAAUGACAAAUUAUACGAUAUAAUUGAAAAAAUUUCUCCCCAAAGAAAGUUUGAGGACAAAGGGAAAUCGUUUUUGGAAGUAGGAAAGCGACAGCAAGAUCGCAAACUUCAAACACUGGCAACAAGGGUCGAGCAAGCACUUUGGUUUAGUGAAUCGUUUGGACUUAAGUUGAACAGUGUGAAAAUGAUUGACGACUCUGGAAAAGCUCAUUGUUUACCUUUUGAAGAAAAGGGAUUGAAGAAUUAUACUGAACUCCCAACUGACGAAAAGCAAGACAUCCAGCAAGUUUUAUAUAUAAUGGACAAAUUUUGCAUUGGUGAAGCUGCAUACCAUGAACUAACUUGUUGUCCAGGAGGAGAGACACUUCCAAGGUCCUACCUGGUGAAGCAAUGCAAAGAUAAUCUCAACAAGCUUUUCUAUAUUGAACAAACUCCUGGACAAGCAAAUGGGGCAGCACUCAAUUUUGAAGAUGAGUUAAGUCAUGUAAUUGGAAAUAUGGUAAGAAUCCUCAUUCUUUAAUCAUUAAGAUUUAAAUAAACUAUUAUGUACCUGUCAUGGAUGGUGGAUGCUGUGGUGUCCCAGGCUGGGUAAAAACCUACUGUGAUUAGAAAUUUUGAGUUAGCCAAUCAUUGCUCAUCACUAAAGUUAGAAAUUAUUAUUAAUUUUCAAUAUUUUAAAUUCUUCAUUCAUCUUUAGAUGGAGACUGACAGCAAAUUAGGUGAAGGUCCAGUCAAAGUGAUAGUCAGUGGAGAUGGUGCAAAGAUGACAAGGUUGACAAAUUUCAUUGUGAUCAGCUUCUCUGUUCUUAAUCUGGAAGAAACUGUUAUGUCUUCAAAACGUAAAUCUUUUAAAAUUACAGGUCAAAUAAUAAAUUAUCUGACUUGAUGACAUACUAAAUUGAUGACAUACUUUACUUGAGUAAUCCAACCAAUACAUAAAUUUGAGUGAAAAUAACAAACCUUAUUUUUUCUUCAUUACACACAAAAGGGAACCACACAGUUGCAGUAAUCAAAGGUCAUGAAGAUUACAACCUUUUGAAGGCUUCGUGUUCAAAGAUUUUUAGCUGCAUCAACAGAUUGGUAAAAGCAGGAAAAAUCAACAUUAAAGGAAAAGAUGUGCCUGUUGAAUUUUAUCUAGGAGGUGAUUACAAGGUAAUUCCUGCAAAUUUCAGUACUGUUUGGUAAUACAAUAAUCAGUCAUGCAAUGUUUUUACAUAAAGCUGAAUUCUUGAUUUGCACUUUUCAGUUUCUUUUAUUGGUACUUGGCAUGAAAGGAACCACAUCUGACUAUGCAUGUAUUUGGUGCAAAAUAUUCAAGUUAGACAGGUGAGUCCUACCUUAGCCUGGUUAAAGCCCAUGCACUUUCCACAAGAACAGGGGCGUAGGAAGCACCUGGAGUUUGGGGGGGGCACCGGCUUGUAGGGGCACAUUACUAUCGGAAAGGGCACCUAAAAAAUUUUUCCCGGAAAUGUUAUCGACGGGGGGGGGGGGAGAAAUUUCUCCUGAGGAAAAUUUUCCGUCGUAUCAUACCGAAAUUUAUGUUUGUGACCUAAUUUUUAAAAAAAAUUUGUAAAUUUCCACACAAAAGCGGCACCUAUUGUUUUAAUUUAGUAUUUACAGCGACAUUAGCUUCUACAAAAGGGGCACUUUUCCUCACAAAAAAGGGCACUUUUCAACACAAAAAGGGCACUUUUUAUCACAAAAAAGGGCACUUUUAGUCCUUUAAAAAAGUUUGGGGGGGGGGGGGCACGUGCCCCCCCGUGCCCCCCCGCUUCCUACGCCCCUGCACAAGAAUGACUUGUUGGCAAAUGACAACAUUGCUGUAGUAGACAUAAAAGAAUUAAGCAUUCUUGCAGAUUAGUUCUUGAUUGAUACAAUUACAUCGAACUGCAGGCUUUAGUCACACAGCAUCAUUUGAGAAAUGGUUCAUGACAAAGCCACUCACCAUGGUGGCUAUAUUUAGAAACCAGUCUCAAGUGAUGUAAUCCUACCCAUGCAAGUAAAAUCUCAUUAAUAUCAUUUAACAUAUUUUUACUUUUUUAGAUGUGAUAUGUCUGGGAAACUCAACACAGUCGAUCAAUUGAGGACAUCAAAGAAUGUGCAUUAAAAGGUCAAUUUUCUUGUCAAUUCCAACCCCUGCUUGAUAUAAAGUUGGAAAAUGUCGUUAUUGAUGAACUACAUUUAAUGCUCCGAAUCACAGGUACAGAAAGAAGUAUGCAACUAAAUAAUAAAAAAAGAUGUCUAGUAAAAUUUAUUUACAGUUGUUAUACUUUGAACAAUUAAUAUGUAAUUAGCUCUGGUUAUCCAUUGCGCACUUUGUCAAAAGUUUUGAUAAUUGCAUAUCAACAAAACCAAAUCUUUUAUAAUAUAUUAUGUUUAUAAUAUAUUAUGUUUACGGUUUUAGAUGUGUUGACAAAAAGCUUAAUUGGCCAAGCCCUUGAAUGGGACAUAAAGGACAACUUACCCAGAGCUCCCAAGGAUAGGUCAAAUCGUCACCUAAUGGACCUUGUUAACUCGGUAAAUGAAUGCGGAGUCUCAUUUAAUGUCUGGGAGAAAAAGAAUGCAGAUGGGAAAGGCAGUGGCAUAUACGACUUUACCAGCCUGAUGGGCUCAGACAAGAAGCUACUAUUGAAACACCUCCCAGAAAAUUUAAAGGAUUGCAUUGCGCCAACACACAGGGAUGCUGUAAUUAAUAUUUGGAAGGUAUUCUCACGAUUUUAAAUAAGCUAAAUUUUCUGUUUCGCUAAAGAGAGAAAAUUAUAGCUAGAUAAAAUUUGCAUUUUAUAUUUAGGAUUUCAGUCACAUUUAUCAAAUGGUGAAUGAGCCUAAUCCUUCAGCUGCACAUAUCGAUGAACUAUUCAAACAGGUUUGAUAAAGUACUCUACUCUUAUGGUCCUGGAUUACUGUAGGCCUUCUGUGCUCCCCCAUUGGUCAACCUUUAAUAAGUGCUAGCGCAACAAGAAAUUGGAUUUUAAAAUUGCCAUUAUAUUUUGUACCAACAAAAUGUCAAAUAUGUGUACUGUAAUCAUCCCAAAAGCCAUCAAUACAUUUCUGCUAAUUUGAACUAUAGGCUUCUGCCUGGGUUAAGCUAUUUGUGUCUCUUGGUGGUAAAGUAGGAGGACGUGGGAAAAAACAAGUCACACCAUACAUGCAUUGCGUGGUUUAUCAUGUGCCAAACUUUAUGAAGAAACAUGGUGGUGUAAAGAAAUUCACAGGACAAGGUAAUAUUUUCCAUAUUUGCUUAAAUAGUUUAUUAGUAACUAAUCUUGAACAAGUACUGUAUAUAAUCAGCAUACCUUUUCACUGAAUUUAUAGGGGUCGAGAAGAAGAAUGAUGAUGUACGGAAAUACCAUUUGACCAAAUCAAACAAGUGGGAUGCACCUAAAGAUGUCCUACUUGUGGGCAAACAGUUACAGGUGACAAGUGAACAAGAACGAACAACAAGAACCUACCACAAAAGUUGA